This is a messenger RNA of Microsporum canis CBS 113480, 1479 nucleotides long. RefSeq lists its product as uncharacterized. The transcript is spliced from 5 exons. The record is from RefSeq and is a predicted model, not a curated record. Bases 1 to 1479 code for a protein of 492 amino acids. NCBI's taxonomy places the organism in Eukaryota, Fungi, Ascomycota, Eurotiomycetes, Onygenales, Arthrodermataceae.
AUGGGCUUCAUCACGAAGAUGGAGAAUCUGCUGCGGCUCAACCGCCCCGAGACGCAAAACUUCUUCAUGGGAUGGGUCCUAUUCUGUGCUCCAGGCAUAUACGUCGCCGUCAUCGGCCUGGGGGCUGGAGGAGGCAAACCGAGCUCUGCGCAGGUCGCCUCGUUGACGAAUGUGAUCAUCUACGGCCUCUUCACCAUCUGCGGCUGGUUUGGCGGCGCGGCGCUGAACAUCCUCAAGCCCAAGCUGAGCGUCAUGAUCGGGUCGGUGGGAUACCCUCUGUACGUCGCUGGCCUCUGGUACUAUGAUCGGACAGGCCACAGCUGGUUCCCCCUGUUCGCCGGUGCCGUCCUGGGCUCUCUCUGCGGCCCCCUGUGGACGACGGCGGCCUUUAUCCAGUUUGCCUAUCCCCAAGAGAAGGACAAGGCCAAGUUCAUCAGCGUGCAGUGGAUACUGAGGUCGGCCGGGGCGACGGUGGGAGCCAUCAUCGCCCUUUCAGCCAACUUCCACCAGCAAAAGGCCGUGGGAGUAUCGAGUGCUGUCUACGGCACCUUCACGGCCAUCCACUGUCUGCCCUUCUUCAUCGCCCUCUUCUUCCUCGUCGACCCGCAAAAGGUCGUCCGCAAGGAUGGGACUCACAUCGCCAUCUUCAAGCCCACCAGGCUCUCUGUCGAGCUCAAGGCCAUGGCCAAGUCUUUUUUUGACCCCAGGAUUGUCAUUCUCUUCCCUGCCAUCCUGGGCUGCGAGAUGUCCCUUGCUCUUGUUAGCAGUAUCAACGCCUUCUAUUUCAACCUCAGGACCCGAUCCCUGAACAAUCUGGCCUUUCAUUCGAUCCAGAUGUUCAUGCCCUGGAUCAUGGUCUUCGUCCUGGACAGCCGUCGAAUCAAGAGCCGCAAGAGCAGAGGUUUCAUCGGCGUUGCCUUCAUCGGAGCCAUAUCUCUCGGUGCCAGCGCCGGACUCUACGCCUGGCUCGACAUCAACAGCGUCGGCUCUCUCAAGAAACCCCUGGCCAAGGACUGGACGGAUCCCGAGUUUGGCGGCAUGUUCACCCUCUUUCUCCUGUUCGGAGCUAUCUACGCUGCCUACCAGAUGACCAUUGAAUGGGUCGUCAGCGCUCUAACCAACGAUCCCUCUAAGCUGGCGCAGUUUGGAGGAAUCUUUAAGGGGACGCUCAGCUUGGGCAUCUGUCUCUCUUUCGUCAUGGCUGCUGAAAAUGUGCCCUUCGUAGGCCAGCUGUCCCUGCAGUUCUCUCUCUACAUCAUCGGAGUGAUUGGUAUGAUAUACGUCUUGAUCGUAUAUGUCAAGGAGACCAACUACUUCACCGAGGAGAAUGUCAUCGCUCCGCUGAGUGUCGAGGAGCAGGCCAGAGCCGCCGGCCUCGUCACCGAUGAACAGACCCAGUCCGAAGCUGCUAAGCACAAGGCCACUGGCAUGAACGCCAAAGACGACAAACAGGAACUUGAAAUCUCAGUCGCUGCCUAA